This is a messenger RNA of Oryzias melastigma (Indian medaka), 3635 nucleotides long. Its product is annotated as zinc finger protein 536. The transcript is spliced from 4 exons. Gene Ontology annotation, biological process: regulation of DNA-templated transcription. The record is from RefSeq and is a predicted model, not a curated record. Bases 826 to 3267 code for a protein of 813 amino acids. Gene Ontology annotation, molecular function: RNA polymerase II cis-regulatory region sequence-specific DNA binding; DNA-binding transcription factor activity, RNA polymerase II-specific. Lineage: Eukaryota; Metazoa; Chordata; Actinopteri; Beloniformes; Adrianichthyidae. Gene Ontology annotation, cellular component: nucleus.
GAAAAAUGAAGCUGGUAAAGAGGAGGGGGGGGGGGUGGCUUUCAUUUGGAAAUCCUCUCUUCAGCUGAACUUUUUUUUUUUUGCGUCCAUCAUUAGCUUGUUUAUUUCUGUUUGCACUCCUGUGACAUAAUUAUCCCAGGAAAGGUUUUAUUCAAAUAUGCAGCAGACCUGCUGAAAAAGCUUAACUGUUUACUUUAAUCUUUGCUUUAAAGUCUUUCAAAGAUUUGUGAAAUGCAGAAAAAAAGGGGCAAGUAGCAGCAGACACGCUUUGAAGUCUGUUUGUGACUCAGUGUUGCGCCAUUUCAACACGAGAUCGAGAUAAGAUUUUUUCACUUUAACACUUUAGCACAGAUGAGAUAUUUGUUGAGGAAGCCUUUGUGGUUAGACAUAAUCAGCAUUUUUACAGUCUCCAACAAUAAUCUAAAACCACAGGUAAACUUAACACAGGAUGAGCAGACUUAGAACCUGCGCUGCUCUAUUUCCUGACCUAUUUGUGGUGCAUCACUGGCACAACAAAACUGUUGCAGAAGUGAAGAUUUAUAGGUUUGAUUGACGGUACGUGCGCCUGUUGAUGCAUCUGUUGCAAGUUUUUUUUUUUUUUUUUUUUUUGAAUAAUACAUACGUUUGUGGCCGAACGCACUUAAUGUUUCCUUUUAUUGUCUCCACAGAUCGGAGAAACAAACGGAGUUUCAUGAGAACGCAAUGAAUCCACAUCCUGUCGUAACUAAGUGCUGACUCUUCUCUGGACUGUCUCGGAGAGAUAACCCUGGCCGGUGUUUUGCAACGCAACCUGAGCCCCCCCUCGCCCACCCAGCUCACUGCCAGAUGGCGCUUCUGGCCAAUCAAAUCAUGGAUGCCAGGAUUCUCAGCAGCAUGAACGGCAGGGUGGAGCUCUCCCAGUUUCUGAGGGUCACCAGCCAGAGCAUCGUCACCUCCACCCAGGAGGACAACCGUAAGAACAGGAAGUACCCGUGCCCGCUGUGCGGGAAGCGCUUCCGCUUCAACAGCAUCCUCUCCCUCCACAUGCGCACGCACACGGGCGAGAAGCCCUUCAAGUGUCCGUACUGCGACCACCGUGCCGCGCAGAAAGGAAACCUCAAGAUACACCUUCGCACCCACAAGCAAGGGAUUCUGGGUAAGGGCCGCGGGAGGGUCCGGGAGGAGAGCAGGCUGCUCCACGAGCUGGAGGAGCGGGCCAUCCUCAGAGACAGGCAGAUGAGGGCGGGUCACGUCGGCGCCGAGCAGCCUCAGACCUCAUCCCUGAUCCAGGGCGCCAUCCCAGCAGAACCUCUGUUCUUCAGCAGCUCUGCCGCUGCAAACCUGCAGCCCGGCGCUUCCGCCCACCCCAAGGUGACGCCCGUUCCAGAUGAGCCCCUCCAGGCUCACGCCGCCGGCUUCCGCUGCUCCUUCUGCAAAGGAAAGUUCAGGAAGCAGCAGGAGCUAGAGCGCCACAUCCGCAUCCUCCACAAACCCUACAAAUGCACGCUGUGCGACUUCGCCGCCGCGCAGGAGGAGGAGCUGAUCGGGCACGUGGAAAUGACACACAUCACUGCAGAUCUGGGCUCGGGGCAGAAACCCCCGGCGGGCGAUAAGGGGAAGCCUGCGGGCGAGUUUCCCUGCGAGGUGUGCGGCCAGACCUUCAGCCAGGCCUGGUUCCUCAAAGGUCACAUGAGGAAACACAAGGACUCCUUUGAGCACUGCUGUCAGAUCUGUGGCCGCCGCUUCAAGGAGCCCUGGUUCCUGAAGAACCAUAUGAAAGUCCACCUCAACAAGCUGGCGGCCAAGAGCCUCCCGGGUGACCACAACUCCUCCGCCGACGCGGGAGGCCUAACGCCAGAUCUUCAGAACAGCAUCUACUCGCAGUACAUCCCUCGCAUCCACAGCAGGUUCCUGAUGUCUGAGCGCGCUGAUUUACCCGAUUAUCACCGCAUGUUGAGCACAGCAGGCGGUGAUGUGAAGGUGAGAGAAAUGUUAGGGAGGAUGGUGUCCGCAGGCCCGGGAUCUCUGACGGAUCCAGACAGUUCUUCUUUAUUGGGCUUCAAUCACCUCCAACCUCCUCUGAGCUCCACCAGCAUGGAAUAUCUACAGAGAGUCAUCUCAACUAGAGAUGCUCUGAAUAACAGCAGCACGUACGCAGGAUGGCAGAUCAUAACACCUGGGAUGCCUGCAGAGCAGCAAAUGUUCAGUACUAAAGAGCAGCAGCAGCAGAGGUGCUCCGCCUACCUGAGUGAGAGGAGCCUCUCUGGAGAGGAUGGGAAACUGGGUCUCAGUGACCCGGAAGGCAAAGUCCUCAGCAGACCAGGAAGCCAAGGCCCAGCAGAGAUGACCACGGAGGCCGACGGCGCCUUUGAGCAUCCGCUUCAAUCCUCCUCUCCCUCUGCAGGUGAGAAAGUCUUCAGGGGUCAAGUCGCCCGCACAGCCUUCCGCCACGAUCGCUACCAGUUUCCUCCCUGGCAGAACAGCCGAGAUCUUUCCUCUCCGCUGCAGCCCGGCAGCAGCAGGAGCUCCAGCCCCAAAGCCAGACCCCGAUCCAGGGAGGACUGGAGCCCGGCGGCCGGUCACUACGUCAACCCGGAGGAGAAGACCCUGCUGGCCAACAAGAAGUCUGAGGCGGCGGACCGAGACGCAGGAGACGGCCCUCCAACCAGGAAGUCCCAUAACGGAGUCGUGUCCUCCGUCAGCCGCGGGCUACAAAGUUCGGCUGAGCUCAGCAAGAAACCCGCAUACCAGCGUGACCUUUUGGUACCGGGACCGAACGAGGAGACGACCUCACAGAACAUCGAAGGUCGAGACUACGAGGGCGACUUCCAAGAAGACAGAAGUGAUGAUGACGAUGAUGCCAGGUGGAAGAAGCUGAAACAGGAGGCGGGACAGGAAGGACCGGCGGACAGGAAGCCGGGAAGAGCCCAGAUGGACCCGCUCCAGCACCAGGGGGUCCUGCUCUCCUUCCUCAGGUCCCAGGGGGGUCUAAGCAGCACGCCCGGCGGCGCACUCAAACCCGGAGUGAACGGAAACAUGGAGAAAGAUGUGGCAUCAGCCCGGAAGCCGUUCCAGUGCAGGUACUGUCCGUACAGCGCGUCCCAGAAGGGCAACCUGAAGACCCACGUCCUGUGCGUCCACCGCAAGCCCUUCGACAACAGCCUGUACCCCGACCGCCGCCUGCGACGCUCACACGCGCCCCCGGUGCCCCCCAGACUGCCCGUGGGUGUCGCGGGAGGCGACGGCGCGUCGGGAAGGGACAGCUCCACGUCGCUGUGUGGGACUUGAUGUUGUCAUGGCAACAGCAGAUACAGACAGUUCUGAUUACGGCUUUAGCUUCACCUUGAAGGGGUUUAGGAUGAUCGAGAUCAUUUUAACACCAAGAUGUACAUUCCAGUGUUUACUUGAAGAGCCACAAUACGUAUUUAUCUGUAGCGAAAGACGCUGCCUAUAUGAAUAAAGUCCGUUGUGAUGUGACGUGUAGCGACGGUACCCGGUGCCAUUUAUUUGAGGAUUUUUCUGUGUUUGUAUGGAUCUAUCAGCCCAGCUCUCGUCUUAUGGCGCGGCCGCCGCUCAAAGCGCUUGUUCUUUCAUCCAGUAAAUAACCUGUGUUGCUUUUUUUUUUUUUUUUUUUUUUGUAAAUAUGGCUCUAUUUU